This is a messenger RNA of Ambispora leptoticha, 144 nucleotides long. Lineage: Eukaryota; Fungi; Glomeromycota; Glomeromycetes; Archaeosporales; Ambisporaceae. The record is from the annotation of a GenBank genome assembly.
AUGUACACCACCCUGUGUCGUGCCGUGACUGAUCGAGGCUCAACGCUGAAACGUGCAGAUCGAACAAUCAAUAAGCAAAGUAUCUCAUUUUCUAAAAUCCUGAAAAAUAUUGAGCAUAAAAUGACUGUGAUUGACUUAUCAUGA